AUGGACAGCCCAAAGGGCCACACUCUCUUCAAGAAGAAAGAAGGCAUCUUAUCGUUCACCAGCGAUCUCAAAGCGAUAACAUGGACGCCAGCUUCGGGAGGCCCUGCGACUGUUUCGCUGCCGAUUACCAGCAUCACCAAUCUUCAGCAGACUCCCGACAGCUCUCCCAAGGUCAUGCUGAAAAUAUUCGAGAAGACCGAAAGCGCAGCCGACCCCGUCACAUACCUAUUCCAUUUCAAUACCCCAGACGCCAAGGCAGAAGCUCAAGCUGUCAAAGACCUACUCUCUCGUCUCCUGGCGGAUCUCCGAAAUGGCGAGGCAAACGUAUCGAAACUCGCAACUCCGACGGCAACACCAGCUGCAAAUGGAGAGGCAACAGGAGGCUCAGCUCUGCUGGCAUCGUCGAGCGGUGCAAACACGCAGCCCACACCUCCCACUUGGUUCGAUGAUAAUCAACUGAAGACGAAUAUCGAGCUACACCAGUCCCUCAUGAGAAAAGAUAGGAGCUUGCACCAGACUUACAUGAGCGCUAUGGAGACUAAACCAGAGUCAAUGACUGGAGCUGCCUUCAAUGCCCAGUUUUGGUCCACGAGGAUAAACCUCCUCAGAGCUCAUGCCAUCGAAAUAAAUCAAAAAAAGGGCGCAUACAAUGUCCUCUCGACCGUCAAACCUCGAACCGUUGACGGAGAGUUGAAACUGAACAUAAGCGUCGAGCAGGUGCAGAUGAUUUUUUCUCAGCACCCACUAAUCAAACGAAUCUAUAAUGAAAAUGUACCAAGACUGUCUGAGGCGGAAUUCUGGUCGCGAUUUUUUCUCAGCAAACUAGCGAAGAAGCUCAAAGGAGAGCGCGUCACUGAUAACGACCCCCCAGAUGCCAUCUUUGACAAAUACGACGUCGAUAGUAACAUGCAAGACGCUCAAUCCAAAAUGACGGCCCUGCCAGUCCCUCACAUCAUCGACAUAGAGGGCAAUGAGGAAAAUCAAGGAGGAUUCAAAGGC
Messenger RNA from Trichoderma citrinoviride, 999 nucleotides. RefSeq lists its product as hypothetical. The record is from RefSeq and is a predicted model, not a curated record. The transcript is spliced from 2 exons. Gene Ontology annotation, biological process: transcription by RNA polymerase I; transcription by RNA polymerase II; nucleotide-excision repair. NCBI's taxonomy places the organism in Eukaryota, Fungi, Ascomycota, Sordariomycetes, Hypocreales, Hypocreaceae. Gene Ontology annotation, cellular component: transcription factor TFIIH core complex; transcription factor TFIIH holo complex. The annotation marks the transcript as partial.